UCGCCUUCGCUGGUUCGUUUGGUUAGGGCGCACGAGGGGCGAUCUCUCUCGCGGCGAAGCAAAGCCACCACCAGCUACCGGCCAUGGUCGGGGGAAGCAUCCGCGCGGCCGCCAAGGCCGCGAUGAUCGGCGGCUACCGCUCCGCCGCGUACAUGCGGCGCGCCGUCAUCCCGUCGUCCAACUCCUCCUCUUCCUCGUCGGCCGCCGACAACCGGAAGGCGUCCACGUUGGUAGCGGACGACUGGGUCAUCCCGGACCGCGAGGUGUUCGGCCCCGUGCCCACCCACGAGGAGGCCAUGGCCGCCACGCUCGAUCUCAGCGAGGCCUUCGAGAUUGCUAAGGCUGAAUCUCACACUGCUGACCUCGAUACUCCGAAGAAGCAUUUCUCAAUUACUGACCAGGAUAAUCAUGCAAAGGUUGCUCAACAAAUUGCACUUCCACAAUCUGUUGAGUCUGAAACACCCCAGGUCGUUGUUCAUUCAGAAACAUCUAAGAAAGAAGAUAACUACGAAAAUUUACUCGCUGCCUCUGGAACUCCUGGACGUGUUGUGCAAGCAUUCACAUUGCUACAUGAGAACCCUGAAGCUCAGGAUGUUGUUGCCUCACUUGCUUCUGAUAAGAAUGUUUGGGAUGCUGUGAUGAAGAACGAGAAGGUUUUGAAGUUCUAUAAGACAUAUGAGUCGAAGCUCAGCCAGUGCUCUAGUGCAGCUUCAAGCGUUUCUGGGGAUGAGGCGGAGGAUGGUGAUGCAGCUAGCGUGCAAAGCACUGACCUCCGUCCAAGCACUGGCGAAUCGGUCAAGGAUUACUUGGAGAAAAUUAGGGCACUGGUGUUCGAGAUGGUGACCAAUCUGUCAAACAUGAUGCAAGAUCUCGUCGCAACCUCGGACGAGGGCCGCUGCAAGGGGAAGAUCAAGACUCUGAUCAUGAGCUCCAGCAAAGAUUUUCCGAGCGCGCCAUCAGCCUUUGUGCUCUUGGCCAUUGCGUCCAUCAUGGUAGUUUUGCUUAAGCGUGCUUAGGUCAGUCAAAUAGAAUAGAUAAAAGGAAACUUUCCAUACAUGUUAGAGUGGUUGUUUGGCACUUCACUUUUGUAACAUUUUUUUCAGCUUAUGCGGGGCUUAAUCUUCCUAGUUCAACAAGUGGUUGACUUAUAGUGUACAUCUGUUCGCAAGACAAGAUUUUUUUUCACCGAGUUGCUUCUA
Setaria italica (foxtail millet) is the source of this 1199-nucleotide messenger RNA. RefSeq lists its product as uncharacterized. The record is from RefSeq and is a predicted model, not a curated record. NCBI's taxonomy places the organism in Eukaryota, Viridiplantae, Streptophyta, Magnoliopsida, Poales, Poaceae. The transcript has 4 exons. Bases 84 to 1016 code for a protein of 310 amino acids.